This is a messenger RNA of Diabrotica virgifera virgifera (western corn rootworm), 3067 nucleotides long. Its product is annotated as gastrula zinc finger protein XlCGF8.2DB-like. Lineage: Eukaryota; Metazoa; Arthropoda; Insecta; Coleoptera; Chrysomelidae. Gene Ontology annotation, biological process: regulation of transcription by RNA polymerase II; central nervous system development. The record is from RefSeq and is a predicted model, not a curated record. Gene Ontology annotation, molecular function: DNA-binding transcription factor activity, RNA polymerase II-specific; RNA polymerase II cis-regulatory region sequence-specific DNA binding. Bases 132 to 1286 code for a protein of 384 amino acids. The transcript is spliced from 2 exons. Gene Ontology annotation, cellular component: nucleus.
CGCUCGGUCUGUAGAUCCAAGAAGUGUUUAUGUUUAUGGUGAAUGAAUGUAAUUUUACGUUGUUCGGUGAUUUUACUAAGAUCAACAAAUCAACAUAAACAUAAUCAUUUAUAUUACUGAAACAUAAAAUCAUGUUUAAACAAACUGAAAUAAAACAAGAAGUUAGUGAGAUAAUCAUUUGCAAAAGAGAAAUAGGUAAUGAAGUAGAUGAUGUUCUACAGGAUAACUUUAAAACUGAAAUUAAGGAGGAACCUAUCCAUGAUAGUACAAAUGAUACAUGUGAUUAUUUAGACGUAAAGAAAUAUCCUAUAAAAGCUGAAAUAGAACAAGAUGAUGGUUUCUCUUGUAUGGAUACUGAUGCCAGUAGCCUAUUAACAAAUCAUGAUAGAAGUGACAGUAAUUUGAACAAAUAUAUAGCUUCCACUACCAAUGUGAAGACUGGAGGACAACGUUUUAUAUGUACCAUUUGCAAGAAAUCAUUGUCAAACAAAUACUGUUUAGAUAUUCAUAUGAGGAUACACACUGGGAAGAAACCGUUUGCAUGUGAAAUUUGCACCAAACCGUUUUCAACGAAAGCAUUCCUAAAACAGCAUAUGAGAGUGCAUACUGGUGAAAGACCAUUUGAAUGUGAAAUUUGCACCAGAAAAUUUACAACAAAGCAACAUUUACAAUCACAUAUGACAGUGCAUACUGGUGAAAAACCAUUUGAAUGUGAAAUUUGUACCAAACAGUUUUCAACAAAACACAAUUUACAAUCACAUAUGACAGUACAUACUAGUGAAAAACCAUUUGAAUGUGAAAUCUGCACCAAACAGUUUUCAACGAAACCACUUUUAAAAUCGCAUAUGAGAGUGCAUACUGGUGAAAAACAAUUUGAAUGUGAAAUUUGUAACAAACAGUUUACAACAAAGCAACAUUUAAAAUCACAUAUGACAGUGCAUACCGGUGAAAAACCAUUUGAAUGUGAAAUUUGUACCAAACAGUUUUCAACAAAACACAAUUUACAAUCACAUAUGACAGUACAUACUAGUGAAAAACCAUUUGAAUGUGAAAUCUGCACCAAACAGUUUUCUACGAAACCACUUUUAAAAUUGCAUAUGAGAGUGCAUACUGGUGAAAAACCAUUUGAAUGUGAAAUUUGCACCAAACAAUUUUCAAUAAAGCGUAAUUUACAAUCACAUAUGACAGUGCAUACUGAUGAAAAACCAUUUGAAUGUCAAAUUUGUUCCAAAAAGUUUUCAACUAAACGACUUCUAAAAUCACAUAUGAGAGUGCAUGCUAGUUAAAAACCAUUUGAAUGUGAAAUAUGCACUAAAUUAUUUCUUGAAAAAACAUAACAGUACAUUUUGAUGAAAAACCAUUUGAAUGUGAAAGGCUAUGGCGGGAUAAGAUGGUCAGAAUUGCACCAGCCUCGAUUCAGUUUUGGGUUUAGCCAUUCGAAAAGAUAUAAUUGAAAAAUCAUUCAGUAAAAUUUUCAAGUCUCUAUUUGCUUCUGGGAGUCAUCUAUGGGAAAAACGUGUUUAAAAAAACAUUUUUCAGGCGGUGUAUAGCUGCAAAAAUCUGAAAAAAUCAUGAGUGCUUAGCUUAACAAUACAAAGCUGCCUGAUUUUUUUCAGAUUUUUAACUUGAAAAUUGAGCCCAGGAAAAAUCUUUAAAAUUUUCAGUAAUUUUUUAGGUGUGUUCGAAAUUUUUCGCCAAAUUUAAAAUAAUGUUUUUUUGUAAAUUUUUUUGUUCUUUCGAAUGAUAUACAUAGUUAUCGUUGUCAUAUUCAACGUGGAAAAUACCUAGCAAUAAAAAAAAACUGUUUUUUUACUGUUUUUGACUCACAAACUAGGGGAAGCGGGGCACACUGUUACAUAAAUGUUUUUAUUCGAUGUCAUUUUGACAGCAUUUCAUUAAAAAUAGAAUUUUAAUAUCUUACAACUCAUUUGGGUUUAAGGCAUACUAUGAUAUAAUCAACUACGGGAAAAACUUAAAUGGCAAGUCGGUAAAAACGAUUUUGUAGAGAAAAUACAAUUGUAACAUUGUGCCCCACUAGUGGGGUUUAUACUAUGGAUUAUACUAUGGGGUACACUGUUACACAAGUACCUAAUAUUAAGGUGCCUUAGCAUUUCACUUCUGCGUGCUGUCUGGUCUGAAGGCUUGGGAGUUGGUAAUUUUAAAACAACUUGGGAGACAUUAAAUAUGUAGUUUUCAUUGCAGGAAAUAAAUGUGAACUUGGGAAAUAAACGACGUAUAUAAGUAACUUCCACAGUAGUUUCAGUUUUGUCAAUAAUAUGUCCUAUAGACAUUAUUUUUAUGCCACCUUCUUUAUUGAUACUUCUUUAUUGUCAUACUUGAUUCGGUACCAACACAAGAGAAAGAUUCUUCUGAUCUUUGAGCAGAAGAAUCUUCGAUAUCUUGGAAGUUUACGUGUAUUUGAUUGAAAAACGUUUUCUUUUCUUUUCGCUUUCUGUCAUUUUUAUCUUUAUUAGGCGACCCUUCGUCUUCUGAUGCUGAUGUCUGUUUCUGAAUCCUUUUAUGUAAGACAGAUGUCUUAGUUCUACGACAUUUUUUGGAGGUGUUUAUUUCACCGCGUUUUCUACUUCCGUUCUUCUCAUGCCUUACUUUUAGAUCAGCAAUUAGUGCGUAUUUAAUAGGUGUCUUUGUUAAUUUCUGACUUUUACGUUUUCUGUUCUUUCCUCUUCCUUCUUUUCUAGCGACGAUAAGGGCGAACUUGUUCUGAAGAGACUAGCGGUGGCAACCAUGAUGAAGUUGACGAAACUUCUGAGGAAAAUGCCGAGCAUGAAGGCGGCUGAAAUUAUGCAGUUACCACGGGCGUUACCUCAGUUAGUUGCUGUGUUUUUAUUUCAGCAGUUUCGUUAUUGACUAGCUGUGGUGCCAUAUCAGGCGUUUCAGUAACGACUUCUUUUAUUGGUAACGUAGCUGUUUCAUUUGUCAUCUGCUGUACGGGAAAUGGUCGAUCAGUUACUGAAGAUGCUAGAAAAUCAUCUUCGGAGAAGAUCUGCCGAUUCAAUGGCCAAAUUCCAGUUUACUUAACUCCACUGAUAAUGUUGUUUGGAGUAAU